AUGAAUCCUCUCUUUAAGAUCAAGAAACAAUUUACUUGCUCGAUUUGUCUCAAUGCUUACACCGAGCCCAAAACUAUAUCAUGUCUUCACACAUUUUGCUGUAAGUGUUUAGAGACGCAUGCAAGAGUGAGCCAGAGACAAGGGAAAUUCCGAUGCCCCGAGUGUCAGGCAGAAAUCGAUUUACCGCAAGGAAAUCGCUUCGACCUUUUGCCUAACAGUAUUUUUCACAAAAGUCUGUUAGGUGUCCUUGAAGCGGAAGAUCGCCAAGCCACUCCAAGGCAACAACAGGAGACUUGCUCGCAACAUACGGAAGAAAGACUACGAUAUUACUGCUCCUCGUGUGAGGCGUGUAUUUGUCCAAUUUGCGUCACUGAAGACCACCGAGGCCAUGCGUUUGACGUGCUUGAAAAAGCAGUGCAAGAGGAGAAGAAAAACAUCCUGUCGACUGUCCAGACCAUCAAGGAAAAGGCAAACUUGUUUCGAGCAGAGUUAAGUAAACUAGAGAAAACAUCAGAGGAUGUGGAAUUGUUUAUCGCAAUCGCUAAACAAGAAGUGUCGAAGGCAACUGAACACGUGAUCACAAUGACGCGACAACAAGAAAAACAGCUCUUAGAAUCCUUAGAAAUGACGCGUAGGAGGAGAAUAGAGCGAAUCAACUCGGCUAAACAAGAACUUAAAUCUCUGGUAAAACAGAUGAACCAAGCAGCUGAGUUUGCGGAGAAUCUGGUGCAGAGAAGAUCAGCUGCGGAUAUCAUUCAGAACAAAAACGAGUUGAAACUUGAAGAGCUUCGUGGAGUCGAAGUUCCAAAACAUCGCCAGGAUAUAUUUGUCAAAUUUACCGCUGCAUCGCAACACAACUUUAAACUGGGUUCUAUUCAAGUGUCUGAGAAGCCGGCAAUCGCAGCUAAAUCAACUCUGGAAGGACUGGGUCAAACUUUCCAGGUUGGUGUACAAGCAAAGUUGACGUUGUGCCCACGGACAUCUGGAGGAGAGAUGAGUAACUGCGCUGAUCUCAAAGAUCAAGUAGAAAUGCUGAUAAAACCCGCCAAAGAUGUGACAAACGUGAUUGUUGAUGAGGAAUAUGACGGAAAGGUUAGGCUGAAGUUUACUCCCAAAGUACGUGGGGCCUGCAACAUUGAAGUGAGGAUUAAUGGCGAUAAACUACCGACUUGUCCCAUGACUGUGUGGGUAAAAGAACGUGAACUCGUUGUGGCAGGUGAGUUGAAGUUAAAACUCUUUCCAGAGGACACGCUUGAACGGUUAUAUGGAAUUGCUGUGAAUACAGAAGACCAGUUAGUUGUAACAGAUAACUUAGGCCACUGUGUUUAUGUUUUUGACAAAACUGGCAACCGUUUGAGAAAAACUGGAGGCGAGGGUAGCCAUACAGGACAAUUAAAGUUCCCUAAGAGCAUUUCGUUUUUAAAUGACAACGAAGUCCUAAUUGCAGACUCAAGCAAUUGCAGAAUACAACGACUUAAUAUUCAGACAGGAACUGCAGUGAAAAGUUUUGGAAAAAAAGGCAGAGAAAAAGGAGAAUUUGAUAGGCCAAUAGACGUUACUGUGGAUGAUGAAGAGCGCAUUGUUGUAACUGAGUGGGGCAAUGGUAGGAUACAGGUGAUGUCAAAGGAUGGAGAGUCUAUUUUUACAUUUGGAGACAAAGGCCCAGAGAAACUCUGUAGGCCAACCUGCUGCAUUCCUUACAAAAACAUGUUUCUCGUAACUGACGCAGGGAACCACUGUAUAAAAGCUUUUGAUCAGUCAGGAACAUUCUUAUACAAGUUUGGCAAAGAAGGGAAUCAAGAUGGACAAUUUAACCUGCCGCGUGGUUUGCUUGUAGACAGCUCCAAUAAUCUUCUAGUAUGUGACUUUGGCAAUAACCGAGUUCAACAGUUUGCUUUAGACGGUCGCUUCACCGGCAAAAGUAUCACUCAUUUAUCUUAUCCUGUGGCGAUAACAAAAGCACAAGACGGGCUUAUUCUUGUUACUAGCAAUGAUGAGAAAAAAGUGUAUAUUUUGAAAUAGACUCUUUCAAAAGUGAACUUCGCUUCUUGAGCCGUUCCUUUAACCUGUGUUUUGUUUUAUCUUUUACGCUGUUUUAUCACUUGUCUGGAAGAACUCUUAGCGAUAAUAUCCACAAGACUUACAAUUACUCUUAGAUACGAAUAUUUCUUGACUCCAAGUAAUUAGCCUUGGUCUUUCAAGUUCGCCAGUUUCAAGCCGUUUUAAUCUCCCCCAUCCUUCCUCACUUGGCCAUCCAUGUUUCUUCUCGGUUAAUUAUUAUCCUCUUUAAUUGCUUUUUCUCCGAUCUAAAGGCUUUGAUUUUUUUUUAUUUAAGGUCAAGGUAUUUCUCCGCAUCAUCAGUGGUGGUUUGAAUAAUCUAGACCACGAAAUUUAAAAUGUCUAGUUCAGCAGAACAACUACAUGCUGUAUAGAAACAUUUAACAAAUUUGACUUUUUUUAUAGCCUGAGAAUAUAUAGGUGGAAAACGUUAAGACCGAGUGCUGCUUUUUGCAGUCAUUGAUUGGUCAACUGUUUUUAAAAAUGGGCAUCUACUGGGUAAUUAUGUCAUAAUUAGAGGUGGUUACUGACUUUCCAACUAAGCUUAAGUGUUAGCUCUAAACUAUUUAAACUAUUUAUUUUAAGAAAUAGUCUCAGGUUUUCUUCUAUGUAAUAG
Messenger RNA from Pocillopora verrucosa, 2674 nucleotides. Its product is annotated as E3 ubiquitin-protein ligase TRIM71-like. The record is from RefSeq and is a predicted model, not a curated record. Gene Ontology annotation, cellular component: extracellular region. Gene Ontology annotation, molecular function: protein binding. NCBI's taxonomy places the organism in Eukaryota, Metazoa, Cnidaria, Anthozoa, Scleractinia, Pocilloporidae.